Messenger RNA from Stegodyphus dumicola, 12065 nucleotides. RefSeq names its product breast carcinoma-amplified sequence 3-like. Lineage: Eukaryota; Metazoa; Arthropoda; Arachnida; Araneae; Eresidae. The record is from RefSeq and is a predicted model, not a curated record.
AGGGUGAAGUCUGAACGUAAAGGCGCCGUUCCUUCAUGCCAUUAAUAAGGGAUAUAAAUAGUUUUGAAAAACUGUAAACAUUCAUUACGGAUGGCUGCUGAAACUACGCGAAGAGGACCCAAAUCUACUGGAUUAGUUAUAAGGCCUCAAGCCGUCAGUGACAAGUCUUAUGUGGAAAGCGUUGUUGGUUUCAUUCAUGAUGUGGUGCCACAGGCUAAACAGGGUGAAAAAGAAACAAUUUUAUGGGUCAAAUUUGAAUAUUGUGACAUAAAUGAUUACAGUCUUAUUCGAGAAGAAAGGGAGCAUAAUGCAAAUCAUCCUCCUCUCUUGAUUGUGCUUGGCUAUAGCAAUGGAGUACAGAUUUGGUGUGUUCCUGCUGGUGGUGAAGCUCAGGAAGUCCUUUCUUGGAGACAAGGCCCUGUUAAACAUCUCAAAAUUUUGCCAUCUCCUGAAAUGAUAUCAUCUGUUAAAGACCGUUUUUCAGCGAAUCGUCCCUUAGUUGCAAUAUGUGAUAGCACUAGUGCUGGCGAACAAUUCUGUUCUGUAAAUUUCAUAUCACUAAAGACUGGAGAUAGAGUUGAAUGCUUAAAAUUUUCAAAUCAAGUUGCUGAUAUAAAAUGUGAAAAAAGGAUGUUAGCUGUAAUUUUUCAGUCAAGGAUAAUUGUAUAUGAAGCUUGUAGUUUCAAAGAAAUGUUAGUGGUGACCAGUUGUUACACAAGUCCAAGUAUUACAGUUAAUCCAGUGGCCCUGGGAACUAGAUGGCUUGCAUUUGCUAAUAAAAAACUUAUCUCAGUACAUCAGAGUGGUGGUGGGAUGGCUGGAGAUGGUGUACAUUCUUAUGCUGCAACCAUUAUACAUGCUGCAAAGACUAUAACAAAAGGCUUAACAAUAUUUGGAGAAACAGUUGCAAAUAGUCUAAGUGGGCAGAAACCAAUGCCUAAACCUUCAUCUCUUAAAAGUGAUUCUAAAGCUUCUGAUGAUAGUCAGCCAGGAAUAAUUACUAUUUUGGAUGUUCUUGCUGUUCAUGGUGAAGUUAAUAUUGAUGAAGAUAGUGAUGGAGAAGGUAUAAUAGCACAUUUCCCCGCCCAUGCCAAUGAGCCUGUAGCAGCUGUGGAAUUUGAUCCUAGUGGAAUGCUACUGUUUACGUCUUGCCGAUUAGGACACAGUUUCCACAUCUUUCGUAUAUUUCCACAUCCUGCCAGUUCUGCUAUGGGUGCUGUUCAUCACUUAUAUACUUUGCACCGUGGAGAAACAACAUCAAAGGUUCAGGAUGUUGCAUUUUCAUUGGAUAGUCGCUGGAUUUCAGUGAGCACAAUGAGAGGCACCACUCACAUCUUUCCUAUAACUCCAUAUGGAGGACCUGUAAGUGUAAGAACCCAUACUUCUCCAAGAGUGGUGAACCGACUUAGCAGAUUUCACAGGAGUGCUGGUUUGGAAGAAAUACAACAAACUACUACUACUGGAAGAAAUAGUCCUGUGCUUUCUGGAAGUCCAAGUUCAUCCACCAGCAGUCUGAGUCGAGCAUAUGACAGUCAUCCUGGUAUGGCUUAUCAUACCAGUUCACUUAGUCGAAUGGGAAACUCUCGGCUGCCUCCAUAUCCACAUCCUACUACAAUUCAGCCUUUAGCUCAACUGAAGCAAGCAAUUACAUUUCCAUUGACAAGUGCAGCAAAACCCAAAAGUCCUUCUGGUAAAGACAGAGUGUAUAAAAGAAAUUCUUCAGCUUCUGAAAUUGUGUGCGUUUCAUCUGCAUUUGCUCCUGCACGUGCAUGGUUGGUUGGCAGUCCUAGUCUGACUAGAGAUAAAAGAGAUAAACCUCCUAUGGAUUCAUUGUUUAUCAUUGACUGGCAUGGGAAUUUGACUGAAUACAUUCUGGAGCCAAGAGCUGCUGCAGGAAGCCAGAAAACUGAUGAUUCUCCAAUAGAGUUAGAUGUUACAGCACAUGCCCAAUGGAAUCUCCUUAGGCCAGCUUCUUCACCAGAGAUCCAGCCACCUUUACCUUUUACAAAUCCAUUGAUGUUUACUGCUGAUACUGCUUUUGCUUCAGAAACUACCAGAGGUAGAAAAUCGUCAGCUGAGACUGGAUUUUCAACAAAUGAUGAAAAAGCAAUAGAUUUGGAAGAAAGCUGGUUAUCUGAAGUGGAAAUAAUUACACAUGCUGGUCCACAUAGACGAUUGUGGAUGGGUCCACAGUUUUCCUUUCAGACUUUCCAGCAUUCGUCUAACACUACUGUUCUUUCAUCCAGCUCAUCAGCUUUACUUUCCCAAAGCCCUGAAGCUUAUGGGACAUCACCUGCUGACAUUUUUACCGAGGAACUAGAAGUACAAAGUUUAAGACCUGCUCGUUCCAAUCCUGUUGCCAUGCCUGGAAGUCAUCAGGCUUCAUCCGGAUCACCAGGAUCUCUUUUAUUCAUUGAAGCUAGCUCUGGGAGCUUUGAGCAGUUGCCUAGUAUGCUUGAAGUUUGUGGAAGCUGGCCAGAGAGUUGUCCCUCUAUGAAUCUGAAUAAAGGCAAAGAGGAACAACUAAAAGAAAGUUUAGCUGAUGCAAUGAUCGAAUAUCCAUUUGAUGCAUUGCGUGGCGAAGGUUGUGAUGCUCGAGAUUUUCAAGGAAGCUGUGAAGAACUGAGCUCAAGCAGUUCCCACUCAGGAUCUGUAGGCCAUGUCUUUGAUGUUGGGACAUCACCUCAAAGUUGUACAGAGCAUACUUUGGUAUUUCCUGCUAGUAGGGGCUCUCCAGACUCUUCUUAACAUUUCAUAUUUCCAAAUAACUGAAAAAUUCAUUGUCUGCCACCAUUGCUUCAUCAGGAACAGCUUAUUCAGUGCUAAACAACGAGGUAUCGCACCCUGCAUUCUGGGACUUCCAUUAAAAAUUUUAUAUUACAAAGUAUGAAGUCCUUGAUUACAAUUUCUUGCUCAAAAACACUUUUUUUAAAAUAUUUCCAUUGUAAAUUGACCUUCUGUAAUAGUUUUUUGCUCUUGCUUGUAAAGUGAUGAAGGAACUAUGAGGAAAUCUAUUUUUAAUUUAUAUUCUUCUAACAUAUUUAUACUUCCCAAUAUUUGUAAAUAUUGUGUAUGUGUGAUUGUGAUCUUUGUCAAUGUAAGAUAUGCUGACUGUAUGAAACUGGUAUUUUAACUUGCGUUAAAAUCAUUACAUUUGUUAAAAGAGUAUUUGAAAUUUUAACGUAUAAUUAUAAUUUUCUUAUUAAUUUUAAUUGCUUUAAAAGAAUGUCUAUUUUGUGUUACAGAAUAAUUUGAUUUGUUUUGGGAAGGGCUUAUUUAUCACCUAUAUUAUAUAACGGAUUUAUUUUCUGAAAAAAAUAUAAGGAUCUGUUUUUUCUUAUCAUCUAUAGAAAUAAUAACUUAUCAAAUCUGUAAUUACAUUAAAAUUUUAUGUAUUACUUUCAAGGUGGGAUAUGCGAUAUAAAUGUUAAUAAUACCAGUUAAAUGUAAAACUAAUUAUGAUUUUUUAGUAUUGCUAUUAUCUAUAUAUAUAUAUAUCAAAAAUUUUAUCUGUAAUUACAUUUACAAUUUUUUAAUAUGGAUUUUAAUUUUAAAUGAGUUUUAGAAAUCUAUAAUAGAUUAUCUUUAUUAGUGUAAACUGAAUUGAAAUUGUACUGAUCCUUGGAACAAAGUCUGUUGCCAGUAUUAAGAAAUGAUUAUUAAUGUCAUACUGCAGUAUGUUCACACAUUGCAUAUUUUUCUACACAAAAGAAUAUCUAAGUACUAAUGUGAUAAGUAUGAGCACAAGGACCUAAUUAAAUUGACUGUAAUAAAAUUUUAUAAAAAAAGUCAUGUUUAUAUUUUCACAGCAGUGUUUUUAUCCUAUUCUCAAACUGUACACAUUUAAGUAGUAGGCUGUGAUAUGAAAUAUAAUGUAUAGCUAUAAAAUUCCAUAAAUAUUCUUCCAUAUGAUGGUCUGGUAAUAUCUCAUUCGAAAUGAAAUUUAGGUUUUUGAAUAAAGAAAUGAAAUUAAAUAUGUUGUUUUACCUUUUUAUUAUUUUUUAAGUGAUAAAAUUUAUGAAGACCUGUUAUGAUUAUUUAAAGUUGUUUGGGGAAUAUCUAAUCAGUGUAAAGUGUAUCAUUGAAUUAAAUGUUUUCUGUAAAGUAUUAUCUGUAAAUUCAUACAUAGUUUUAUUAUUAUAUUAAAAAAACUUGAGAAAAUGAAUGUGAGGAUUAAAAUUUAUAACAUUUUUGUUAUAAAGGAAUUUGCAUAUUCAUAUCAGAUUAGUACAUAGGUUUGUUUAUGUAUUAAAAACUAAUAAUAAUAUAAUAUUUACAAAAAAUAUUGUUCUUCUUAGUAUGCCACUGUUUAUGUUACAGAUUGAAUUAAAAACAGCAGUUUAAUACUUUUCUCUUGGUUUGUUCUUGCAAUUUUAGUGUACUGCACAUGUAAUUCAAAUUUUUUUUUAUUAUUCAAUUUAAGAAGACUAUCAUGUUGUAUAUAUUAAUUGAAAUGAUAAUUGAAAGGUAAUUGCCUUAUUUUCAUUUGUAUAAGCAGCACCUUAUUUGUUUAUCUCGAAUUAAAAAAAAUUCCCAAAUAUAAGAUGCAGAUAGCCUGUCUACCAUCUACACUUUUUUUGUUUUGUUUUGUUUUGUUCUGGAAGUUUUAAAGCAACUAACAUAAAAACAGUACACCACACACUGAUACAAAAUUUUUAAAGUACUGGUCAAAAGGAACUUGUUUCUGUGUUUAGCACCUUUCAUUCACUGUUAUUUGAUACUAGAAGUAGUUGCUUGACUACCAGUAUCACUUUCACUGAUACCGGUAUCCUAAAGCAUAUUACCAACCCCUGCAACCACAACUAAACUUGUACCAUCUUAUAUAACAUUCACCCAAUAGCAGUGGGUUUUAUACUCAGUCAUUAAACACACAUUGCUAUUUUGCACACACUGCUGUGUUGCUACAUUAAUAUGUACCUAUUUCCAAUCAUUCAUUUCUGUAAGCCGCCCCCCCCCCUUAUUUUCAUCUGCCUUUUUUUAUGUGGAAAAGUGCAGCUUGUACAUGAGAGAAUAUAGUAGUAGUUGUGCACAGACAUUUUAAUUUCACAAAAUAAUUUAAUAAAUAGCUGUUAUUUUCAAAAGAAUGAGUCACAAUAUAGGGGUUUGUAUUUAUUGUAUUUUGACUUUUAGAAGUGUGAUAAUAGUUUUAUAAUGUGUAUGUUGAUAUUUUCUAAACUAGCAGGAAAUGUCAUUGAAAAACUGAAUGGCAGGAAUUUAGUUUAACAACGUAAUAAUUUAUAACUGAGAUACAAUUAUUUUGAUGCAAGAUGCUAUUGUAUAUGUUAGAUUAUUCUAAUUAUUAUAGUUUCACAUCUUAUGUAUUAAUAAUUUACACAGUUACUCUUAGUAAAUGACAUUUAGAUGUUAAUAGUAAUUUUUAUGUAUUAAUUAUUAUUAAUAAUAUACAGGAAUUUGAUUUCAGAAGGAGUUCCUCUUCUUUAGAGAUCAAUGCCAAACAAAGGUUAAUUUUGUCAGUUAUUAAUUUAAUUAGAAGGCAGCUCUUUCAUCUGUUAAUUCAGUUAGGUGGUUAAAUAUCAUUCCUACAAAUUAUAAAUUUUCUGAAUAAUCUGCUACUUUAUAAUAUAAAUUUAAGUACAGAUUUCUAUUUUGUUUAUCUUCAUUAUGAUUACAGUGACUUAGUAUGAAUUAAUAGUUACAGUAAUUUGUGAAAAAUUCGAAAAUGAAAAAAAUAUUUUUUAUGUGUAUGUUUUGUUUGAUUGAAAGAUGAAAAAUAGUAACCGUUCUAGGGAUAAGCAGAUUCCUAUAUAUAUAGUCCCAAAAUCAAAUGAAUGGUAACAUGUGAUAACAUUAUAAUACUACACAAGUUGGCAUCAAGUCAGUUUUUGCAUGAUUAAUGUGCAUGUAUAUUAGACUUGUAGACAUUCUACCUGUCCUUCAUAGAUUAGUUUUUUUUUUUCCUGUUGCUAAAAAUAAUCCGUGGUAUGUUUAUUGCAACAGUAUAUUUUUAUUAUCAUAAUCAUUAUGGUAUGGUAAAGUAGCCAAACUACUUCAAGGAUCAAAGAAUGUUUUAAAAUGUCUUGUAAACAAGUGCAAUCAUAUCUCGUAUGGAAAUUUUAAGGUACUGUAUUCUGUUUUCAAAGUUUCAAUAUAUUGCUGAAAUCUGCAUGAAAAUUGUGACUGCAUGACAAAAGUGAAAUGUUUAUUUCAGUUUUAGAUUUCUGCAUUAACUGCUAAAUCUUUUGAUGUUAUCAAACGGUAAAGAGCCAUUUUUUAUAUUAGGUAAAAAAUUUACCAAUUUAAAGAAUAUUCUAACAAAUAUUCAUAUAAAAUUCAUAUAAAUUAGUUUAUAAUAUGUAUAAACAUAGAAAACACAUCUUGCCUACAUCAGAUACUUCAUUUGAUCCAUGAAAUACAGUGGCAGAUUUAUUUUAUUUGACUCUAUUGACAGUAGUAAAUUUCAUGUGAAAUCUUGUACAUUAUUUAUUGUUGUUUCGCAGUUAUUGAUAUGGCAUGUAUAUAGUAGAGCUUUGAAACUUCUAUGAAUUACUAAAAACUCUAAAUACUUAUAGAUUUGAUUCCAUUGAAUAUCAUUCAAAGUAAUAAUUCCAUGGAAUAUUGUUCAAAGUGAUUUGGAUUUUAUAAUUAUCUACUGUAUUUUAAUAUUUUGGGAAUAUACCUUUCCAGUUUAUUGCUUAUAUGCUUCAUGUUGUUAUUAUAUAAAUUUUAUGAAAUUUUCUUGUACUUUUUACUUAUUGCUAUUUAAUGGUAUCUGCAGACAGAAAUUUCACUUGAUCUUGCUAAUUGCUGUAUUUCAAGCUUCAAAAUUUUUCUUAUUUUCAAAUUUUUUUGUUUAUCUUUUUGUGUAUGUGUGAUAGGGACAUGUUUGAUUGUAUUUUAUAUUCAAUUGACUAAGAUACACUGAUUCAUACUUGAAGAUCAGCAGUUGAUUGGUUUUCUAUGAAACGAAUUGGGAAACAGUUUUAGGUUUAUGAAAUUGGUAUGAUUAGAUUAAUAGAAUUUUUCCUUUCAUUGCUUGAAUCUAUUUUGACAGGGCUCAAAUUGUAAACAUUUUUGAUUAAAAGCAGUUAUUUCUUUAUGUAUGCAAUGUGUUAAAAAUCUUGUUGCCAUGUGCUGUAAGUUUAAGAAAGUAAAAAAAAAGAACAUCUAGUUUUAUUAAAGUUCUUUGCAUAUAAUAAGCAGUGGAAUGCAGCAUUUGCAUCUGUUUUUUCAUUGGCUGUUUUUUGACAAUUCAUAAAAUGUCAUUUGUGGGAGGCGAAAUUAAGCUAAAUUUUUAACAUAUCACUAAUAUGUUGUCACACUUAAUAAUCAGUACCAUUUUCAAAGUAACUAAUUUUAUUCACAGUUUUUAACAAUAGUGUUGUCUUUUUAUCAUACCUGUCAAUUGCCACAAUAAAUCUUUAAGCUUCUUUUCCUAAUGACUAAGACUGAAAAAUAGUCUUCAACCUUUCCCCCCCCCUUCAGGAAUAAAAUGCUUUUAGCCAUUUUGAAUUUAAAUGUUACUUACAUAAAAUGACAGCAUUUAUUAAUAUAUAUAAAUCAUAUAGCAUAUCUUUGAUUGAUAAGUGGUUAAACUACAUUUGAUAAAUUAUUUGAGAAUUAUUUCAUUCUAUUUUGGUAUCCAUAAGGUUUGCUUAUGUUUAUUAUGUAAUGUUGGCUCAUUUUUAUUCUGUUGCAUGCAGUAUGUUAGAUUUUAAGAAUUAUUGCAUGAAUAUUUUUUAAAAGAUUUCCUUGGAAGAAUUGAGUUCAUAUAAAAUAAGCAGAAAAUUACUUUUAACUGGUAUUUUUAUUUACUGUAUUCUGUAUCUGUAUGCAUGUGGUGCAUAGCUAAGCUUAAAUUCCCAUUGGCUUUUGUUGUGCCAUUUUUUCUCCUUUUUUCCGUGGUGUUUUGAUUUAAAGUAAAAUAGUAUGAUACACAUAAGGUUAUCUAAAUGUUUUUGACCUUAAUUGUACAUUAAACUGAUCUAGAAACAUAAAACAUUAACUUAUUGUAUGAAACAUUAAACUUAUUGUUUAAAGAAGUUAGUUUCUUUUAUGUUUUGAAUUAAUACUUUGCUUAUGAUUGGUUAAAUAUACUGUGGAAGUAUUAAGGAUAUUGGAAUAUGUAGAGGGGGAGGAAUUUUCUUCCGUUAAAUACAGUUUAAUGUGAAACAGAGGGUUGAUUCAUGUUUGUUACAAGAUCUUGGAUUUCUGCUAUGGCAUGUAACUUACAUAGUCAGUUAGUUUGACAUAGUAAUAAUAAUAAUAUGUAUUAUUACAUAUUUGUGAUAAAUAUUAAAAAAUACUGCUGUUUUACAUGUUUGUUUAAAAAAUUUGUUUCAUAAUAUAACCAAAGCUUUUCUGUUUUGUGGAAUAGCUGUGGGAAAACCAUUUUUCCAAACAAGCACAAUGUACAUAUUUUUGACUUGUUAAAGUGCUUGAAGUAAAAAUAUUUAUUUAAAAACCAUGAAUAUUGAAUUUCAUCUUAUGCAUAGUGCCAUAUAUUUUUAAUUUUAUGCUUAAAAUCUUUAAUUUUAUAUAAUAUGUCAAACUCUGCAAUAGACUAAUGAGUAUUUACUGUACCUUAUGCUCAUGCCUUUUUUGAUAUAUACUGUGAUAGAAGUUCACAACAAAUAAGUACAAAUGAUAUUUAUAAAGUUCCAUUUUGUAUAAAGCAUUAUUUCAGCAACUUAAAAAUUUGUAAUAUUUGUUUUAUGAUGUCUAAUUAGUAAGUUUUUGUUUUCUUUUAUAUUAGAAAUAAAUUUCUGUGCUCAGUAAAAAAUAGUAGGUAGAGGUACAUUUUUACUGCUGUUUAGACCUACAUCAAUUUAUUACAUAAUAAUUUUGAUAAAUUCAAAAUUUGCAUAAUACAAUCUUUAGCUGCAUAAACUGAUCACUGGUGUAUUCUUUUAUUUUUCAGAUAGGGAAUGUUCAUAAUUAACAUUUUAUUUUACAUUUAUUAACUUAAUGUAUUCAGUUAAAAAUCUGUCUCUGCAUCAUAUUUAAAAUAUUUUUCUGUCUGUCUUUUCUUCAAAUUAUUGUAUAUAUUAUUUUGAGGUUAUUUUUUUCAGCUGUGUUUUAUUCUGUUCAGAUUAUGUGCUUCUAAGAGAAAUUUUAUUAGGUAAAAAGGUUACAUUUUCUUACUUUAAGUCUCCUGUCCUCGGUGGGAAGGUGAAUUAUUUUAGAUAUGUACUUUAUUCAAUGUACAAUGCAAAAGAAAUAGUUUUUUUUUUUUUGUAAAGGAUUACUGUGAAACAAAACUGGUAUUGUUAUGUUAAUAUUUGUUAUUCACCCUCACAUUUAAUAAAAAAGUAUUCUUAUCUCAUUUUCAUAUACUUAAGAUUCAUUUAAACAACUUAUAAUGAAUAUCAAAAGGCUACAGUUUUCUCAUAUAGUUGGAAUUUACUGACAAUGAUUAGAUUAAUUUAUCCAACUAAUCAGUGAGAAAUCAGGAACUCAUAUAUUGUGGGAAAUUUGAAAUUUAAUUAUGUUUUACAAAAUUAUAUGCAUCUGAUGCAUAUUUUUCUUUUUGUAUGUUCCUUUACUUGUGACAAGUUUUUCAAAUGUGGAAAAUGGCUAGAUUCUGACAGAUUUUUCUAUAGGUAAAUCCUCUAUACAUUUUUGUUUGGGCAUGAAAAAUAAUAAAAUUUUAAAGUUAUGCACUUAAAGAGAAAAGGCUGGGAGAAAAAGUUCUUUUCAUGUAGUUCAUAUUGUAGAACUUGAAUAAGUUCCUUCUUGAGUAAUACAGUCAUAUCAUUCUUAAAAUAAAUUUGACUUUUCCAAAAUGUAAAUGUGUGUCAACUCUCCCCCUCUCCCUCCCUCCCAAAAAAACUCCCCCCCCCACUGAUUGCUCAGUUGUCUUUUAAAUCAUUGCACAUAUUGAGUACAGAAAAGAGUAUUUCCUAUGCAAUUUUUCAUGAUUUAUGUCAGUUAUCAAUUUAAGAAAAUUUUACCCCGUGCAUGUACUAAGGGUCCAAUAUGUAGAAAGCCAGACUGUAGAUUUUAAUGAACAUUAAAAAAUAUAAAUGUAGACAGGGCCAUAAUGAAGUAUUGUAGUUGAAAGUACACGAUUAGAUACUAAUAAUAAAAAAAUGCUAAUCAGUUGUCUUAACUGGAAAUUUAUUUAUAACAGUAUAAAAAUGUGGUUCCUCAUGGCAUAUUAAGUAGUUUUUUUAAAAUGCAUAUAUAUCUUAAAUCAAUCAAUAAAGAUAUUUUAUUUCCAGCUGUUGAAAAUUUGUGUUGAAAUUUCCAAACAUUUUCUACACUGAAUCAAAUGAUUUUUUGUUAUAAAUCAAAAUUGGUAAGAAAAUAAUUUUUACAGUUGAAUUUUUAAAAUAGUGCUAUAUUUAUUUUUUUAAUUCUAAAUGUAUAGCACUUUUCCCCUAAAAUGCAUAAUAAAAAUUCACUAUGGGCCUGGGCUGACUGAUGUAUCCUGUAUAACACAUCCUCACAAAGCCUGAACAUCGAACAUUAAGUAUCACUUUUCCUUUUGCUGUUGUGAAACUAUGUAGAUCAAUUCUAUGAUCAUCAUCAGCAGCGAAGAUAGUCUUUAUGGUCUUUUCCAGCUCUUGAAAAAUUAUGCUAUUAUUGAUUAAUUUUGAAACACUUAUUUUGAAUCCUGUUAAAAAAUACAUUGCUGACCUAUUUAAGCCAAACAGUCGCUAUGUCUACUAAUGAAAUAAGAAAAUAUCUGCUUUUUCUUGGAAGGGUUUCCAGUUUUCCAUGAAAACACUAAUGUACUCUGUAUCAACUUUGCCAUUAUGUGAACUAUUUGUUUCUCUUAGUGCUAAAGAUCGGAGACUAUCUUUGCUGUAUUAUUAUGUAAUAGUUCUUAUGUAUGUAGUAUUUAUUUUUAAAGAUUUUAAUAUUCAGACUUUUCUAUUCUUAGAAAAUGUGUAGUCAUAAAUAUUUUAUUUACUUUUAUAAAUUAAGGAAAGUAGUGAAGUUCAUUUUGUAAUGAAACUGUGAUUAGAAAAUUGUCUUCUCAUAAAAUGACGUUUAAUUUAAGAUUCCAUGUGAAAUGCUCUGUUAAAGUCUUGUCCAUAAAAACUUAUAUUUCACUUGUUCAUAUAAUUCUGUUUCAGGUUUUGAAACUUAUUAUCAUAGUCUUUUUAAAUAUUUAAAACAUAUGUGUAUUAGGAAUAUGUUGUAAUAUAAUCGUAGGAAGUAUGUGAGUUUAUUUGUUAUUAGUUGCAGUUAACUCAAAAAGUUGUAAUUACGAUUCAGUUUGCAGUCUGUGAGUCUGUGUUAUUUAAGUUUAUCUUAAUUAUUUUUAUUGAUUGCAGCAUUAGCCCAAUAGCGGUGAUUUCAGUGGAUUUCACUGUUUGAAUUUUUUCUUUAUUAUUUAUUGGAGUAAGUUUUCUAUUGUAUUAGAUUUGUCUUCCACCAUAAAGUUUUGUUAUGUUGCUUAUACUACUGAAAUUUGUGUGAACGCUUAGUAUUCCUCUCAACAAUUAAUUUUCUUUUAUAUAUUAUAUUUAGUCUAUGAUCUGCACUUUAUUGUACUUAAUACUCAAAUGUAUAUUUUGUACAUAUUGUGCUGUUUGUCUACAACUAUACAAAAUGAUUUUGUGAAAAAGUUUUAAAAAGGUUUUCUCCCCCCAUUUUUUUGUUUGUUUGUUUGCCAGCUAAAUAUGUGUCUAUUCAUUUUGUUUUUAUACAAUUUGAAUAAAUAAUCUAUUAUAAUAUAAACUGGACUUAAUCUGAAUUUAUAUAUGAAACAUAUAUUCAUUCAUUAAAUAUGUAUUGUGUAAACAUAAGUGAAAGCACGUGAUAAUAUUUUGCUGUCAUAAAAUAAUACUGAGUUGAUUAUUUGCUGUAUUUUAGUCUCUGUCAUGAUAUGAUGAUUAAUCUGUACUUGUAGUGAAUUCUUGUGAAAUAUUCAGCUGAUUAGCAAUAUCGAUUUGUAUUAUAAUUUGUGAUCUGUUCACAGAGAAGAAUAUCCAUUAUUUCAGGACUGACAUAUUUGGGCUUAAAACUUAAAUCAUUUUUCAAAUUGAAAUUAAAAAGCAAUUGCUUUUAAACCUUUAUAUUUGUGUCUUUUUUAUAGGACCAUGAUUCUCUAUUCUAAUCAUGAGAUGUCUUCAAUAAAUCUUUCAUUACUUUUA